Messenger RNA from Penaeus indicus, 1142 nucleotides. Its product is annotated as transmembrane protein 184C-like. Gene Ontology annotation, biological process: transport. Gene Ontology annotation, molecular function: transporter activity. Gene Ontology annotation, cellular component: membrane. The record is from RefSeq and is a predicted model, not a curated record. NCBI's taxonomy places the organism in Eukaryota, Metazoa, Arthropoda, Malacostraca, Decapoda, Penaeidae. Bases 504 to 1142 code for a protein of 212 amino acids. The transcript has 6 exons.
GGUGUGCUCACGUGCUUACGAAACUGAGAUACAGUGACACACAAAGAACCACAAUAAAUAUGUAAAUGAACGGGCUUAGGCAUCGGGAAGCAAGCAGCGCGACGCGUGAACGAGCGACCACAGACCGCCCAACAGCCUUUCCUGUUCCCAAUUAUCUCGCAGGCUAACGAGCGCGCCCGAGCUCGACCCUUGGCCUUAGCAGAGCCCCGAGUGCCUCCCACCAGGAGCAUUAGUGCCGUGCCCAAGUCCCACAGGUACCCGGCGGGCGAGGGGCGGCAGGUGACCAGGGGCGGCGGCCGCAGAGGGCGACGCGGCGCCUCACGUGCUCGUCGAGUGUAAACAAACCUCAGCUGGAGGAGGACGUGUCCCCGCCUCUCUCCUUGGCACUGGGCACCCCUCGCCUCGCCGCUGGGCACGAACAUGCCCUCGGCACCAGGACUGUAGAAUAAGCAUCUGGACUCACAAGAGUUAUCAGUUGGGCAGAGGAAGAGCCAACCACAGCCAUGUGUGGUGAACGCUGCCAUAUUGUGUGUUCGCAGUGGAGGCUGUGGAUUAGGCCACUGGUGUUCUUUUUGUAUGGUGUGAUUAUCUUGGGCUUUGUCCCCUAUCUGGUGUACACAUUGGUUAUUCAAGGAAUAGACACAUUGCUAAUAGCAUGGCUCAUUGGAGGAAUCUUUGUGUUCAUGGCUAUUCCCAUAACCAUAUGGGAAAUAGUCCAGCAUCUCAUCAACUACACCAAGCCCAAACUACAAAAACAUAUUAUCAGGAUAUUGUGGAUGGUACCAGUGUAUGCUCUCAAUGCGUGGCUGGUGUUGGGUUUCCCAAAAUGGGCCCCCUACCUGGACGCAGCAAGGGAGUGCUACGAGGCCUAUGUCAUCUACAAUUUCAUGAUGUUCCUUUUGAAUUUCCUGGAUGACGAAAUGGACCUCGAUGCAACGAUGGAGACCAAGCCACAGACAGAGCAUUUCUUCCCACUGUGUUGCCUCAAACCAUGGAGGAUGGGGAGGGAGUUUAUCCACCGCUGCAAGCACGGCAUCCUACAAUACACUGUAUUCCACCUCAUGACAACGUUUGUAGCCUUCGUUUGUGGUCAGGCUGGAGUGUAUGAAGAAGGAAAAUUGUCUCCCACAAAUGUAUGUUAA